GUGCGCACGUAGACCCGCUACGAGCACCCGCAAUAGCCACUCGGAACUUUGAACUUAAAUGAUUACGUUUCGUCCGUUUUUAAUCUAACUUUUCAUGUGUCACGUGAGGUGUUUGUAUGAAAAUGGCUCCGUUAAGGCUCCCGGUAGACUAUUACACAGAUGAUUUCUUAAAUUUCUCGACACAGAAUCCCAAUAACGAGCGCCACCACACUCGCCACAACCACUCUCAUUUGCGAGAGAGUCACAAGAACCAUGUCGCAGAUAUGCUGUCAAAUUCCAUUAUAGACGCAUUCAAUACGCGUUUUGUGGAGAACAGUGUGCUGCCUGAUAUGGAGCCGCUGUCCUCUCACAUGGACUUGGAGGAGAGGCACUAUCCAUCGCGGAUGAACGGGACAUUAAAUAGAUCUGAUUUCGGUGGCGAUGAGUUCAUGUACCGUCACAGUGGGGCGAUGACCGCGGUGUAUUGCGCGGCGUAUCUGCUGGUGUUUCUCGUGGGACUGGUCGGGAACUGCUUCGUGAUUGCUGUGGUGUAUCGGUCGCCGCGUAUGAGAACUGUCACCAAUUUUUUCAUCGUGAACUUGGCGGUUGCUGAUAUCCUGGUCAUCGUGUUCUGUCUGCCCGCGACGCUCAUGUCAAACAUAUUUGUCCCCUGGGUCCUUGGUUGGCUGAUGUGCAAGACGGUGCCGUACGUCCAGGGCUUAUCUGUGGCGGCCUCAGUUUACAGCCUCGUCGCCGUAUCCCUUGACAGAUUCCUGGCUAUAUGGUGGCCGCUCAAAUGUCAAAUCACGAAGCGCCGCUCCAGGAUGAUGAUCGUCUUCAUUUGGAUCUUUGCUAUUCUCGUCACCACCCCCUGGGUCUUUUUCUUUGAUCUUGUCGUGGUAUUCGAAGAAAACCCUAAUGUACAUCUCUGCAUCGACGUUUGGCCAAAUCCCUUGAGCGAAGUCCUUUACUUCGUGGUUGGAAAUCUUAUUUUUUGCUACAUUCUCCCAAUGGUCAUGAUUACGAUGUGCUACAUUCUAAUUUGGAUCAAGGUCUGGAGACGGUCUAUCCCCACCGAUACCCAAGAUGCCCAGAUGGAGCGUAUGCAGCAAAAAUCCAAGGUCAAAGUCGUCAAAAUGCUGGUUGCUGUUGUGAUCCUGUUUGUUCUUUCCUGGUUUCCAUUGUACCUGAUCUUUGCAAGGAUAAAACUGGGAGGACCGAUCAAGAAAUGGGAGGAAGAGAUGCUUCCGAUCGUGACACCAUUGGCUCAAUGGCUUGGAGCCUCGAACUCUUGCAUCAACCCGAUCCUGUACGCGUUUUUCAACAAGAAGUACAGAAAGGGAUUUGUAGCCAUCAUCAAGAGCAGGAAAUGCUGCGGCCGACUCCGCUACUAUGAAACUAUUGCUCUGCAGUCCUCGAGCACUUCCACCAGGAAGUCUUGGCAUUACAACAACAAUAACCCGUCGAUCACCCGGCGGUCCCCACCGGUCGACAAAAACGCCGUGUCUUUUAUAUUCAGUCACACGGGCGUGUAAACUCUGCAAAGAAAUAGAUUCUGGUUGACAAUCAAGCCUUAGCUAGAGACCAGUGUCGAAUAGCUAAGUGAAGAGUAAAGACAGCAUAUCGUAAAACUAUAAAAUACAAUAAACGGCUCUUCUGUUGUUGUGUUUGUGUGCGUGUGUGUUACACUAAUACAUGUAGCGGUCAACGUCAAAAAUUUGUAUAUUUUUGUAAAAUCUCUUUCCUAUAUACACAUUUUUGAUAUGGAUCGAUAAAAUUUUAAAAUUUUACAUAGUUAAUAGGGGAUGUAUGUAGUUUUUUAACUUGUAAACUUUUGAUACGUAAGUCGUUUGGGAUGUUGUUGUUGUCGACUAUUUUCUUAUUUUUUCACCGCGAUUUUGAUGUUUAGACGAGAUGCGAACGCACACUAAGCACAAAAAAAUAUAUUAUAUUAUAUAUUAUAUAGGGAUCUCAGUAGCUGCUUGUUUAACAUGUUACCUAUAAGAUUAUUGAAUUAGGGUGAAACAUAGUACCUACCUUAUACUCUGAUACAUUUUUGUAAAUUAAAAAUUUAUCUGUGAACAUAAUUUCUCUGUGAUUCGAAAAAUAAAAAUCUACAUAAUUUAUUUAAAAAUCCUGCCUAUUUGGUCUAAAU
Bombyx mandarina (wild silkworm) is the source of this 2134-nucleotide messenger RNA. It is a transcript of the gene BomSIFR, whose product is annotated as neuropeptide FF receptor 2-like. The record is from RefSeq and is a predicted model, not a curated record. Lineage: Eukaryota; Metazoa; Arthropoda; Insecta; Lepidoptera; Bombycidae. Gene Ontology annotation, cellular component: plasma membrane. Gene Ontology annotation, molecular function: neuropeptide Y receptor activity; peptide binding. Gene Ontology annotation, biological process: G protein-coupled receptor signaling pathway; cellular response to hormone stimulus.